UGUCAGGAAUCGGGGAUGUGUCGCCUGCUGUUCCUGUGGACGUGGGCCGUGGUUCUGACCCUGGCCCAGCCGGACCGCCUGGCACCUGCUGCAGGACCUGCUGAUGACAGAGUGGCCCAAAGCGAACUCACCAUGGCUACAGAAUACCUGCAGCACUACUACGACCUGCAGGUGGCGCCGCAGAGGCGCAGCAAGAGAAGCGACUCCGCCCUCGCCUCCAAAGUGAGGGACAUGCAGAGCUUUUUCGGGCUGAACGCCACCGGGCGCCUCGACUCGGAGACGCUGGAGGUCAUGAGGUCGCCCCGCUGCGGCGUGCCGGACGUCCACGAGUACGUCAGCGACCAGGGGAGCAAGUGGACCAAGAGCACCAUUUCAUACAGAGUCGUGCGGUACACCCCUGACCUGCCAUCCGACACGGUCGACUCCGAGAUCGCAGCGGCGCUGAACGUCUGGAGCAAAGCCAGCCCGCUGAAGUUCGUCAAGUCGUCUUCCGGCCAGGCGGACAUCUUGGUUGAUUUCGCCACAAGAUCGCACGGAGACUCCUACCCCUUCGAUGGACCCAGGGGCACGCUGGCCCAUGCGUUCGGACCCGGGGACGGGAUUGGAGGGGACACGCACUUCGAUGACGCCGAAAGCUGGACCACCGGGUCAGAUGGGUUCAACCUGUUCCUGGUGGCAGCGCACGAGUUCGGCCACGCCCUUGGGCUGAAACAUUCCAGAAACCAGGCGUCUCUGAUGUACCCCACGUACAAACAGAGGGACCGCAAUAACGUCCUCUCCCGAGAGGACACCAACAAGAUCGGCGCCCUCUACAGUCCAACAGCUCCAGCUAGGCGCGCUCAGCCCCCGUGGGCCUCCGUCUUCAACAACUGGUUCCUGGGCCGGCGUUUCCCCUACCGCGUGCGGGACAAGUGCAGCCCCCGCCUGGCCUUCGACGCCGUCGCCUUGCUGGGGGAAACCGUCCUGUUCUUCAGAGGCAGAUAUCUGUGGAUGAAGCCCGAUCAGCAGGAUGAUGACAAAGCGGCCCCUGUCCAGAAAUUCCUGACAAAAAUCCGGUCAGGCGUAAAUGCGGCCUACUCCAUUCCCAGCAGAUCCUCGCUAUACCUGUUUGCAGGUUCCAGUUUCUGGACUGUGAACGGGUCCCGAGUACGAAGCCGUCCCAAACCCAUCCACAGAUUUGGGUUACCCAGACAGGUGAAGAAGAUUGACGCAGCAGUGCACGUCAACACCACAGGACACACCCUGAUUUUUGCACAGGACCUUUACUGGAGCUACGAUGAAAACCGCAGGACCAUGGAGGACUCAUCCCCCCGGAAAACCAGUGAUGAUUUCCCAGGAAUUAAAACUCCAGUCGAUGCAGCCGUCUACAGAGACGGAUUCAUCCAUUUUUUCCACGGACCGGAGGUGUACAAGUACGACGCGUCGCGGAAGUGCGUCGCCGGGGUGGACAAAGCGAACAGCUGGCUGGGGUGCAAGAUGGAGUCCCCGCUAAAGAAGAGGCCCAGGCAUGAGCCCGUGUUUGCGAAUUUAUGCCAGAAUGCACAGCAUAUAAAGCCGGACGGAGGGAGACGACGGGCAGGCCUUCGUCCCCUCUCUGGAGCCAUGGCCCUCUGCACCGUUCCCUCUCUGCUGGCCCUGCUCUUUUUGGGGCUGUGCCGUGCGGCCCCCACCCCCGGUCCCGAUGUUGCUCCCUCCGUGGAGGACCAGAAGGCUGCUGAGGACUACCUGUCCCAGUUCUACCGCGAUGUGGGGACCACAAACUCAACAGGGAGGAGAAUCUCAGUGUCGAACUUUAAGAAUGAUCUAGAAACCAUGCAGUCCUUCUUUGGACUGGAGGUGACUGGUAAACUGGACAAAAAAACCCUGGAGGUAAUGAACCAGUCCAGGUGUGGUGUUUCAGACAUCUCAAGAUAUGGGCACUUCUACGGGAAGCCGAAAUGGGAUAAGACCACCAUCACCUACAGAAUUACCCAGUACACGCCGGAUCUGAGCCAGAGUGAGGUGGACACCACCCUGGCCAAGGCCUUCAAGCUGUACAGCGACGUCACGCCGCUCAACUUUCAGCAGAUCCAGAGCGGCACGGCCGACAUCAUGAUCCUCUUCAAAGGGGGUGAUCAUGGGGACUUCUAUCCCUUCGACGGCCCCAGUGGGGUUCUUGCCCAUGCCAACUCGCCGGGACGGAACCAGGGAGGGGACACACACUUUGAUGAGGAUGAGGGGUGGACUCUGACUCGCAGAGGUGUGAACCUCCUGCUGGUGGCCGCUCAUGAGUUCGGCCACGCCCUGGGACUGGAUCACUCGCGGGACCGGAAGGCGCUCAUGUUCCCCACCUAUCAGUAUGUGGACACCAACGGAUACAAGCUCCCGGACGAUGACAAGGCGGGAGUCCAGGCUUUGUAUGGGUCACGGACACCAACAGACAAACCUGAGCCGAAGCCUGAACCAGUUCCUCAACCAUCACCGGACCCAGAUCCCGAAGAACCCGAAGAACCAGAUCCCAAACCAGAUCCCAAACCAGAUCCCAAACCAGAUCCCAAACCAGAUCCAAAACCAGAUCCCAAACCAGAUCCCAGACCAGUCCCCGGGCCCAAUCCGAAAGAUGAGCAGUGCAGUCGGGACCUGGUUUUCGAUGCUGCCACAACCAUCAGACGUGAGCUUUAUUUCUUCAAGAACGGAUACUUCUGGAAGAAAAGUACCUGGUUCACCGGGGUGAGGUUAAGGCAAGUGAAACAGACCUGGCCUCAGAUUAGUUACGUCGACGCCGCUUAUGAAAUCAGAACAAAGGACACUGCCUAUCUUUUUCAAGGCAAUCAAUACUGGGGAGUAAAAGGUUACAGAACCCUCCCCGGUUACCCCAAAUCCAUAUCCACCCUUGGAUUCCCCUCCUCGGUGACUAAGAUCGAUGCAGCUGUCCAUCUGUCAACAACCAGAAAGACCCUCUUCUUUGUCAACAACCAGUACUACAGUUAUGAUGAGACAACAGGCAAGAUGGAUCCAGGAUAUCCUCGAUACAUAUUUUUUGACUUCCCUGGAAUUGGAUUAAAGGUGGAUGCUGCCUUUGAGAACUAUGGUUACCUUUAUUUCUCUGAUGGUCCACGACAGACUGAGUACCACUACCGCACAAAAAGGAUCAUCCGUGUUCUUUUAAACUAUGGCUGGCUGGACUGCUACUAAACCAUAUUCUCCAUCGGUGUUCUGCAGUUGUGUGAAUUCUGGACAUUUUGAUCAGUUUCGCCGUAUGAAUAAAUAAUCAAAAGCUAUUACGCUGCAUUUGGAAAUGUAAUGUUUCGACCUCAAAGUGUAUAUAACAAACUUCUUCAUAUUAGA
Anguilla rostrata (American eel) is the source of this 3327-nucleotide messenger RNA. RefSeq lists its product as uncharacterized. The record is from RefSeq and is a predicted model, not a curated record. Gene Ontology annotation, biological process: proteolysis; collagen catabolic process; extracellular matrix organization. The transcript is spliced from 20 exons. Lineage: Eukaryota; Metazoa; Chordata; Actinopteri; Anguilliformes; Anguillidae. Bases 16 to 3174 code for a protein of 1052 amino acids. Gene Ontology annotation, cellular component: extracellular matrix. Gene Ontology annotation, molecular function: metalloendopeptidase activity; zinc ion binding.